AGUGAUGUUUAGCUCAAACUUCUCUUAUUUGUUUCAAUCAACAUAAAGUUCAUUUUUUUAAGCAAAGUUGUUUUUUUUUUGUUUUUGAAUUUUUUGAUUUUUUUUUUGAAUUUGUUGAAGAGAAAGUGUGUUUUGUUUCUGGGUUUUUGUUGGAUGUAUUUGUUCUGUAACAAGUUGAAGACUUGGCUAGUAAAUAUGCUGCAAAAUAUGAAUGCUCUUUUGUGUUGAGUUGAUUUGGUGUUUGAUUGGUAAACACAAUGACGGAUAAGAAGAGAUGGUUAUGGAAGCGAAAGUCUUCCGAGAAGAGUCCGGGCGAAGCUGAGAGUUCAGGAUCAGUUUCCUCUCAUUCUGAGAAGUUUUCUGAUGAACAGCAGGAAGUAUCAAAGGAAUCUUCCAAUGGAAGCAAUUAUUCACCUGAUGUCACCUCAAAAGCUGUAGCUUGUGCUGAAGAUGUUGAUGAUUGUUCAGUUAUCAAUGAACAACUUCCCGAUGACAUUGCAUCAACACCUUUACCUACUACAUGCAUCAUAAAUGGUGGUUCAUCAGAGGUAGAUGCAAAUGGAGAAAAUGAAAAUAAAUCAAAUGAAAAAGAAGAUGAUCUAAAUGAUGGUUCGAGGGAUAUAUCUGAGAAGCUAUCUGCUGCUAUUGUUAAUAUAUCGAAUGGAAAAGAAGAAGAUCUAAAUGACGGGUCGAGGGAUAUAUCUGAGAAGCUAUCUGCUGCUCUUGUUAAUGUCAAUGCCAAAGAAGACUUGGUUAAACAGCAUGCAAAAGUCGCUGAAGAAGCCAUAGCAGGCUGGGAAAAGGCUGAAAAUGAAGUAGCAGUUUUAAAGAAGAACCUUGACACAGUCACUCUCAGGAAUUCAUCUCUUGAAGAUAGAGUCACUCAUCUAGAUGGAGCACUUAAGGAGUGCGUUAGGCAGCUAAGACAAACAAGAGAAGAGCACGAAGCGAAUAUCCAAGACGCCGUAGCCGAAAAGACUCACGAAUUGGAAUCAGACAAAGUUAAACUCGAGAGCAAGCUCGUUGAGCUCCAGAAGAAAUUAGAUGCUUCAAAUACCAAAUCUUCUAUUGAACGUGAUAUGCGUCAAAAGGUCGAAUGGUUGGAGACUGAGAAUAUGGCUCUCAGGCACGAGAUCCUAGUUCAAUCGGAAGAGCUGAAAAUCAGAACUGUUGAGAGGGAUUUGAGCACCCAAGCAGCCGAGACAGCUAGUAAGCAACAUUUAGAAAGCAUCAAGAAAGUAGCCAAGCUUGAGUCUGAGUGUCGGAGAUUGAAGACAAUAGCUUCAAAAGAUCAUAAAUCCAUUGCUUCAUCCUCAUUUUGCGUUGAAUCUCUCACAGAUAGUCAGUCGGACAGUACGGAGAGGCUAACUGCGGUGGAUUGUGAUAUCCUCAAGAUGAAUGGUUCAGAAAACAGGUGUGAACCAAGUUGUUCUGACUCGUGGGCGUCUGCGCUAAUUGCCGAGCUUGAUCAAUUCAAGAAUGAAAAGUGCUGCCGACAAGCUGAUCCAUCAAGUUCUCUUAAAAUAGAUCUGAUGGACGAUUUUCUUGAAAUGGAACGACUCGCUGCAUUGCCUGAGACUAAGAACGCAAGCAGCUUUGUUGAGGAGUUGGUUGUUGCCGAUAAAUGCGUUGACAAAGAAAGUACUCUCAGAGCUGAAUUUGACAUCAUGACUCAGCAAAUGGAUGAACUAAAAGGGAAGUUAGAGAAGGUGCAAGCAGAUAAAGCUGAACUAGAGAUAGCUUUGAUGAAAAGUGAAGAGUGUAUCGAGGAGUCGCAUCUUCAGUUAAAGGAGGCAGUUCAGAAAUUGGAGGAGCUUCAAAUUGAGCUAGAAAAUGCCUACAAAUCAAAGCAAACGAUAGAAAAUCGCCUAAUGAGCAUGGAGGCAGACUCUCACACGCUAUCUUCCAAGGUCAACUUAUUAGAAGCAGAGGUUGAUAAGGAAAGGGCUUUGUUGCAUGAAAUUGUGAUGAAGUGUAAGGACCUGGAGGAAGAGUUAGAAAGCAAGUCUGCAAUGCUUGGCUUAUUAGAAGCUGACGUUGAUAAGGAGAAGAACAUGUCACAUGAAAUUGCAAUAAAAUGUGAGGGUCUAGAGGAAGAGCUAGAAAGCAAAUGUGCAAAGCUUGAAUUGUUAGAAUCAGAGAUUGUUAAGGAGAGGGCUGCGUCAGACGAAAUUGCGGCCAAGUGUAAGGACCUGGUGGAAGAGUUUGAAAGGAAAUGUGCGAAGGUUGAUUUCUUAGAAGCAGAGGUUGAAAAGGAGAGGGCCAUGUCUGAAGAAAUUGCAGUGAAGUGUAGGGAAUUGGAGGAAGAGAUACUCAGGCCAACAGCUAGCUUGUAUGGAGAAAAGAAAAUCAAGCAGGAGGACCUAGCACUCGCUGCCGGAAAGCUUGCCGAAUGCCAGAAAACAAUAGCAUCUUUGGGGAACCAGCUGAAAUCCCUGGCCACACUUGAGGAUUUCCUUAUUGACACUGCUAGCAUUCCCGCAAGUCCAGCAAUCAUUGCUCAUGCUGGUGGAGAGAUGUGGAGGAUGCAUUCAAAUGGCACAUUUUCACCUAAGAGAGACUCCACUUCUUCUAGGUUGGCUGAUGGUAGCUCCGGUGCUUCCCUGAACAAAUAUGAGGAAAGCUCACCACUUUCAUCGACUUCUUCUACUUCAUCAGCGACCUUGCCAAAUCACGCCAGUUCUGAGAAGGGUCGAAUUGGUUUCGCAAAAUUUUUCUCGCGAACCAAGAGUGGUAUUCGGCUAGAAAUUUAGAUUAAACAGAAGUAGUUAUUCUUUUACUCCGUUGUAGACAGAUUCAUUUUGUCAUUCAAUGAAAAGACCCAACUACACUCAGUUUAUUUGCAUAAA
Medicago truncatula (barrel medic) is the source of this 2849-nucleotide messenger RNA. RefSeq names its product filament-like plant protein. The record is from RefSeq and is a predicted model, not a curated record. Bases 258 to 2753 code for a protein of 831 amino acids. NCBI's taxonomy places the organism in Eukaryota, Viridiplantae, Streptophyta, Magnoliopsida, Fabales, Fabaceae. The transcript has 5 exons.